CCGACGGCGAGUGCACUCACGCUCUUGUGGCCUUGGACGUCUUGCGUCUACCCUCGCUCUCCUUCCUUCGUGUACCGGUAUCUUGAUCUUGCAUUCUUUGUUUCCCUAGGUACUGCCCAUCCCGGCCGAGUCCGUAUCCCUGCUCCAGGCGGCGCCCCGUCCCCGACGUUCAAGCUCCUUUGAGGCCAGCUGUGCUGCAGGAGAGUCGCGCGACUGUACAAAGUACGAAGUACGACGCACGAAGCACGAAGCACGAAGCACGAAGCACGAAGCACGAAGCACGAGGCACGAAGCACGAAGCACGAAACACGAAACACCUUACGCAUAUAAUACCGCCCGACACCAUGUCCGCCAGCCACAUGGCCGCCAACCGCAACAGCACGCCCGAGGGCUCGUCGUCGCUGCGGCCGCCCGUCAACCGCACGUCGCUCGGCGCGGGCCACCACCUGCGCGCAUCGGCCGACAUGGGCGGCUUCUCGUCGCCGCUGGCCAACCGCGGCAUCCGCCCGGCGUCGGAGAUUUACUUUGGCCGCCCGAGCACGCAGUCGGGCAACCCGGAUGAGAUGGAGCGCGCGGCGCAGCAGUGGCUCGCCGACAUUGACCAGUACGAGAAGACGCUCGAGGAGAUGGCCACGGCCACGCUCGACCAGGACUUCAAGGACGAGCUGAGCGCCAUCGAGCAGUGGUUCCGUGUCCUGAGCGAGGCCGAGCGCACCGCCGCCCUGUACGCCCUGCUGCAGCAGACGACGCAGGUGCAGAUCCGCUUCUUCAUCCAGGUCCUGCAGCAGAUGUCCAAGAGCCUGCCCAUGUCGGGCGUGCUGUCGCCGGCCGCUUUUGGCGAGAAGGACCCCAUGACGCAGAAGCUGAGCGACGCCAUGAGCAAGCUGGGCACCGGCGAGAACCGCCACUCGCUCAUGGGCCGCCCGCCGCCCUCCCCAGGCGCCGCCAAGCGUGCCUCGGGCCUCGACCCCUCGACCAUCCACCGCAUGUUCCCCGACGCGGCCGCCGCCAUUGCCAAGCAAAAGUCCGAGUUCACCGAGGUCGUCGGCGUGCCCCCGGCCGCCAACCGCAGUUCCAUGCUCGCGCCCACCAUCUCGGCCCCCGAUGGCGACAGCAACACGGACAACGCCCCGGCCUCGCCCUGGAACGACGGCCAGCCCGGCCAGCGGCCCAAGUCGUCCGGCCAGCAGCAGCCCCCGCAGCAGGGACAGCCCGCCAUGGGCCAGUUCACCGCGCCCCCGCCGUCCGCCGGUCUCCGGUCUCCGCGCCUGCCUCUCCAGCAGGACGCCGCCAGCGUCCAGACCACAACCCUCAACGCCCUCGAGGCCAACUCGGCCGGCAUGCCUCUGCUGUCCCCUGCCUACGCCGGUGGCAGCUGGGCCUCGCAGCUGAGCACGCCCAUGGUUGCCAACUUUGGCCAGCAGGCGAACCAGGCCGACAUGGUCGCCAAUGCCACUGCCAUGAAGCUGGCCGCGCUCUCCACGGUCAACAACCGGAUCCAGCUCGACGACGUGCGCAAGUACCGCCGCGCUCGAUCGACCGACGGCCACGGAGCGGGAAACACUCCUCUGUCGCCAGGCUUCCCGCCCAUGGGCAACAACAUCCUCAUGACCAACGAGCUGGGCCAGGUGCUGACUCCCCAGCAAGCUGCUGCGCUCCAGGCUCAGCAGCUCGCUGUCAUGAACGGCCGCCGCUCUCGUCCCGCGUCCCCCGGUAUUGCGAUGCAGGGUGGCAUGGGUGGAAUGGGCAGCUUCGCUUCGCCGCAGGCUAACGGCUUCUUGUCUGCCGACUACGCCAACGCCGGUCUGAUGAACAACGGCAUGGGCGCCCUGAAUCUCAGCCAGUUUGGUCUCGGUGGCGGAUUCGACAACCACAACGCCGGUUUCUUGGGCGACGAGAUCAACCGUGGUCGCUCGCCCCGCGGCCGCCGUGGCAGCUCCAAGCCGCCCGAGGACCCCACCGAUCCCACUCUGCUCCAGGACAUCCCGAACUGGCUGCGCAGUCUCCGUCUGCACAAGUACACAGACAACCUCAAGGACCUGAAGUGGCAGGAGCUUGUUGAGCUGGACGAUGCAGGUCUCGAGGCCCGCGGUGUCAACGCCCUGGGUGCUAGGAGGAAGAUGCUAAAGGUCUUCGAACAGGUCCAAGAGGCCAAGAACGACGGCAAACUGCGAUAGGUUCGCCUGGUCAUCAUCCACACUCGCAGCGACAAAGUCACAGCCUCGUACGACUACCACACGCUCCUCCGUCGCUCCUCGGAGCUGUAGCUCGCGAACAAGCCUCUCAUUACAUAGAUCUACGAUGGAACACCUCUCCCCUCCCAGCUGGUCACGGAACCCCAUCGAUCCGUCAGGUCUGGUCCGCAUACAAUUCCCACGUGUUUAUGCAUUGCAUGGGACCCGAGACUUGGAUUUCUGCGCAGGGCCAUUGAGCGGUUUUAUGUUGUUGCCAGGGGUGUAUUGUUUGAUAUUCGGGCUUUCUCUAAAAAUAUGUUAUUUCUCUUUCGGGUGUAUGGUAGGUAGGCUCAGUCGGGUAGGUAGGCUCAGUCGGGUAGAUUGCGCAUGGCGCGGAUAAUGACUGCAUGUGAUUAUUCUUCCUGUUUGAGCGCAAACGCAGUGAGCACGCUCCGAGCUACGAAACACUUGUCUAGGUG
Messenger RNA from Didymella exigua CBS 183.55, 2653 nucleotides. RefSeq lists its product as uncharacterized. Lineage: Eukaryota; Fungi; Ascomycota; Dothideomycetes; Pleosporales; Didymellaceae. Gene Ontology annotation, biological process: nuclear-transcribed mRNA poly(A) tail shortening; regulation of mRNA stability. Gene Ontology annotation, molecular function: protein binding; translation repressor activity; mRNA binding. The coding region runs from base 345 to 2177 and encodes 610 amino acids. Gene Ontology annotation, cellular component: P-body. The record is from RefSeq and is a predicted model, not a curated record. The transcript has 3 exons.